AUGAAGUCAAUAUCUUUCUUUUUGCUUAAUCUGCCAUUGGUACUCGCUGUGCCUUUGUCGAGCAGGACAGACUAUGCCAUCAAGAGCUCGCACAUUGCUCCCCGUGAAUGGACGAAGCUGAGCAGAGCAGACCUGGACCAUCUCAUCAGUCUUCGAAUUGGUCUGAAGCAGAACCAAUUCGACGAGUUAGAACGACACUUGUACGAAGUGAGCGAUCCCAAUCACUCUCGCUAUGGCCAGCACCUGUCCUUGGAAGAUGUGCAGGGUCUCAGCGCUCCGACUGAGCACAGCUGCGAUUCCGUGCAUGAAUGGCUCGAGGGUCACGGCAUCACCAGGGAUCACGUCGAAUACAGCCCUGCAAAGGACUGGUUCAAGAUGACGCUGCCAGUCUGGCAAGUCGAGAAGCUUCUGGAUACCGAAUAUCAUCAAUACGGCCACGAGAACGGCAAGCAGAUUGUCCGAACUACUCAAUAUAGUCUACCAAAGUCGCUGCACAACCACAUCGACGUCGUUCAGCCGACCAACUUCUUUGGAAACUGGAAACUCCACUCGACCGACUCGAGAAUCGCCGACUUGUCGGUGCCUGUCGAGGAGGCUUCCGUGCAAAGCUCUUCCUCGUCUGCCGCCGCAGCUGCAGCGCCAGCGUCUUGUGUGACGGGCUCACAAGCCGUGUCGCUCCAAUGUCUUCGCGACUUCUACAGAACCAGCAACUACACCCCUCAGGUGCCAAAGAAGAACUAUGUUGGCACCACGAACUACUUGGGCCAAGUGCCUUCCGUUGUCGACUUCAAGGCCUUCAUGACCACCAACCGGCCAGAUGCCAACCCGACAUAUCAGUUCACCACGCAGCUGAUCGCCAACGCUUCUAACAAUCAAGCCAGUCCCGGUGUCGAGGCAGAUUUAGACGUCGAGAUGGUAGGAGGCUUUGCUGUCCCAACCAACUUCACGACGUACAGCACGGGUGGAUCGCCGCCCUUCAACCCAGAUCAAAACACCCCAACGAAUACCAAUGAGCCUUAUCUGACCUGGUUGGACUACGUCCUUGGGCAGAAGAGCGUUCCAUACGUGAUCACUACCUCGUAUGGUGACGAUGAGCAGACAGUUCCACUCGACUAUGCUCAACGAGUCUGCUCAGAACUUGCUCAACUUGGCGCUCGUGGUAUCACGCUCCUUUUUAGCAGUGGUGAUAGUGGAGUGGGUGCGAACGGAACUUGCGUCUCGAACGACGGAACCAACAAGCAGCAAUUCUUGCCAGCUUUCCCGGCUUCGUGUCCUUAUGUCACCACUGUUGGCGGAACGCGAGACUUUGCUCCAGAGCAGGUGGCAUUUGACACUGGCAAUGGCUACGUUGCUGGAAGCGGUUUCUCCAACUACUUUGCCCGCCCUGACUAUCAGCAAGCUGCCGUCUCAGCAUACUUGACGACUCUCGGAACCAAGAACCAGGGCCUGUACAACACGACCGGUCGUGCGUAUCCAGAUAUCUCCGCUCAGAGCUACCGUUUCCUCGUCAACUACAUGGCUGCCCCGACACCCGUCGAUGGGACCAGUGUUGCUAGCCCAUUGGCGGCAGGCAUCCUCACACUUAUUAACGACGCCCUGAUCGCCAAGGGCAAGCCUACUCUUGGUUUCCUCAACCCGCGACUUUACUCCACCAACGGAGCUGGUUUCAACGACAUCGUCACUGGCAGUAGCACUGGAUGCGAUACUGCUGGAUUCCCUGCUGGAAAGGGAUGGGAUGUCGCUUCUGGGUUCGGAACGCCGGACUUUGUUAAUAUCAGAGCUUCGCUGGGCGUUUAG
Messenger RNA from Zasmidium cellare ATCC 36951, 1797 nucleotides. RefSeq lists its product as uncharacterized. Gene Ontology annotation, molecular function: tripeptidyl-peptidase activity; serine-type endopeptidase activity. Bases 1 to 1797 code for a protein of 598 amino acids. Gene Ontology annotation, biological process: proteolysis. NCBI's taxonomy places the organism in Eukaryota, Fungi, Ascomycota, Dothideomycetes, Mycosphaerellales, Mycosphaerellaceae. The record is from RefSeq and is a predicted model, not a curated record. The transcript has 6 exons.